UUUGGGAAAAAUGGUUGGAGGAAUUAAGAGACUUUGGGGUAUUGUUAAUAUUAUUCUAGCUAUUGGUUUGGCAAUGACUGUCCUUAUUACUAGGAUGGCAGAGCAGGAACGUCAGCUAAGCGGUGGUGCCAGUGUUGGAAAUCCUUCUGAAGGUGUCAAGGCUGGUGCCAUGCUUUUCUUUGCACUUCUUGGUAUCCCUUGUGCGAUUACCUUCAGUGUUCCUUUUGCUCUAGCAUCAAUAUACUGCAGCGCUUCAGGGGCUGGACAAGGUUUAUCUUUGGGAGUCUUGAAUCUUGCCAUUGUGGUACCACAGAUCGUGGUGUCAACAUUAAGUGGACCAUGGGAUGCUCUUUUUGGUGGUGGUAAUUUGCCUGCUUUUGUGGCGGGUGCAGUGGCUGCUGUGGUUAGUGCAAUAUUGGCAGUUGUCUUGUUGCCUUCAACUACACCAGAUGAUGAGGCUAAGGCUACCAUUGCUUCUGGAAGUUUCCACUAAUUACUUAUGUUUAAUGGGGUGGGAUAUAUAUAUAUUAUAUAUAAUAUUAAAUUGCACGUUGUUUCAUUUCCUUUUGAAAUGAAAUUUUUGUGUAUUAGAUAUAUCUGUAGCAAGCAUUAACCUUUUGUCUGGUGUUAUGCUUUUAUAAAAUCCUAUUCUUAAUUAAUCAGAAGAUCGAUUUUUAUUCCAAAAAAGAA
This is a messenger RNA of Cicer arietinum (chickpea), 690 nucleotides long. Its product is annotated as sucrose transport protein-like. Gene Ontology annotation, molecular function: sucrose:proton symporter activity. Gene Ontology annotation, cellular component: vacuole; plasma membrane. Lineage: Eukaryota; Viridiplantae; Streptophyta; Magnoliopsida; Fabales; Fabaceae. The record is from RefSeq and is a predicted model, not a curated record.